AUGGUUUAUUUAUCAGUGAAGAUCACGUUGAAGUUUCUACUUGCUUUCAACUCUUUGUCUUCCCACUCUUCUUCUUCUCGCUCUAUACAUACUUCUACUGGCUCCCAGGCCUACCUUGACAGUCGGCCGUCUUUCAGACAUAAUAUUUUCCCCCCCAGAAGCAAGACUUUUCAGCAGCUAAUAUUAAGGAACGAUUUUUUUUCGCAGAGUAUAUGCUGCCUUUGGUACGCCAAGGCAGCUGUCAACUGUACUGGCAACGGACGAUUUCCACAUUUAGACGACCCACUAUGUAAAUCAUAUUACAUGUGUGUAUAUUUACCGUGGAGUGGAAGCUAUGUACAUUAUAACUAUACUUGUCCCAGCACAUCUUUAUUUAAUCCAACCACAGCGCAGUGCACGACUAACUACACCUGCAAUGGGGCGACGGUUUGCACAGCAGUGGGCCGGAUUCCGGAUCUCUCGACAAAUUGUUCCGGUUACAUCGAUUGUAUUUAUAUAAACGGUGCAAUCUUGGAAAAUCCAGUUAAAUGUCCUGGGAACAGUUUAUUCAAUCCGGCUUCUAGUGAUUGUGAAUUUAAUUAUUCUUGUACACCUGUGUGUUUGGCGGUCGGUAGAUUCCCCGAUACAACAGUUCCUGAUUGUAAAAAUUACUAUAUGUGUCUCCGACUUGGUGAUGGUACGUUGGUGUCAUACAAUAAUUAUACAUGCCCAUCUAUUUCUGUAUUCAAUCCAAACACACAGAUGUGUACUACAAAUUACACUUGUACUACGUAA
This is a messenger RNA of Pieris macdunnoughi, 774 nucleotides long. The record is from the annotation of a GenBank genome assembly. NCBI's taxonomy places the organism in Eukaryota, Metazoa, Arthropoda, Insecta, Lepidoptera, Pieridae.